This is a messenger RNA of Hansenula ciferrii, 369 nucleotides long. RefSeq lists its product as uncharacterized. The record is from RefSeq and is a predicted model, not a curated record. NCBI's taxonomy places the organism in Eukaryota, Fungi, Ascomycota, Saccharomycetes, Phaffomycetales, Wickerhamomycetaceae. The transcript has a single exon. Bases 1 to 369 code for a protein of 122 amino acids.
AUGCAAUUAUCAUCAAUUUUACUCCAAGGUUUGUUAUUAUCAGGUAUCAUUGCUUCACCAAUUGCUUCUACUGCUGAUGCUAUUUCAGAUGCUUUUGAAAGUCCAGAUAAUUCCACUGAUUUAUUAGGCACUGCUGCUACCCGUUAUUACCUUUGCUUUGAUGCUUUUGAAGCUGGUAAACUCUGUUAUGGUAAGAAUAUUAGAGAUUGUUCUAAUCAUCAACAAGACGGGGGAAUGAAUCGAAGAGAUGCUAGAAAUUUUUGUGAUUUCUUCUGUAGCAAAAUUAGAAAUGUUAAUGAUUGUAAAACCAGAAAGAAGUGGGCCAAUUACCAUCCUAAAUGGGCUUGUAAAGAUCAAAAAUAUUGUUAA